Messenger RNA from Antechinus flavipes (yellow-footed antechinus), 1968 nucleotides. RefSeq names its product mucin-5AC-like. The record is from RefSeq and is a predicted model, not a curated record. NCBI's taxonomy places the organism in Eukaryota, Metazoa, Chordata, Mammalia, Dasyuromorphia, Dasyuridae. The coding region runs from base 1 to 1866 and encodes 621 amino acids. The transcript has 2 exons.
AUGGGGAUGCACCUGAGGGGUAUCAGGAGUGCUUGUAUUGAUAAUAGUUUUAUUAUGGUGGUGUUUGAGGUGAUACCAGGAGCAUUUGUGCUGAUGGUGGUAGAUGUGUUUACCUCUGAGCUGGUCUCAAGUGCAAUGGUGGUGAUAGUUGCAUUGACCUCUGAGGUGUUCUUGGGAGCAGUGACUGUGAUAGGUGUGGCUGUUUUGGUGGCCUCUGAGGUCAUAUUUGUGGCAGUACAGCCACCAAAAGCAUCACUUCUUCUGACCACUUCAGAGGGUCCUGCCACACCCUCCACCAUCACAAGCACUGUUACUGAGACCACCUCAGAGGUCACCAUAACACCAACCAUCAUCACAAUUACUCUUACUGAGACUACCUCAGAGGACAUUACAAAAGCAACCAACCUCAGCUCAGGUGCUCCUGAGACCCUCUCAGAGGAUCCCAAAACACUCACUAGCUGCAUCACAACCAUUUCUUCUGGCACUACCUCAGAAAUCAAUAAAACAACUAUACUUCUUACAACCGCUGCUCCUGAGACCACCUCAAAUGUCGCAAAAACGAUUACCACCACUGGUCCUGAGCCCUUCUCAGAAGCAACUACCAGAGUCACAACCAUCCAAACCACUUCAUCUGAUAGUCCCUCAGAGUUCAGUACAACACCCACCACAAUCACCACAACCACUCUUACUGAGACUACCUACAAAACCACCACCACAGCCACAGCCAUCACAACCUCUGCUCCUAAGACCACCUCAGAUGCCAUCAAAACUCUCACCACCACUUCUCUUGAUCCCACCUCAGAGGCCACCACCACAGCCACCAGCAUUCCAACAAUUCCUUUUGAGACUACCUCAGAGGACACCACAAUCUCUACCACUGUUACAGAGAUCACCUCAAAAGCUACAACAAUCAUCACCCUCACAGCCCUUGCUCCUGAGACCACCUCAGAUGGCACCCCAACCAUCACCACCACUCCUGAUGCCACCACAGAGGCCACCAUCACAAUCAUCACCCUCACAACCAUUGCUUCUGAGACCACAUCAGAUGGCACCCCAACCAUCACCCUCACAGCCAUUGCUUUUGAGACCACCUCAGAUGGCACCCCAACCAUCACCACCACUCCUGAUGCCACCACAGAGGCCACCAUCACAACCAUCACCCUCACAACCAUUGCUUCUGAGACCACCUCAGAUGGCACCCCAACCAUCACCCUCACAGCCAUUGCUUUUGAGACCACCUCAGAUGGCACCCCAACCAUCACCACCACUCCUGAUGCCACCACAGAGGCCACCACCACAACCAUCACCCUCACAGCUAUUGCUUCUGAGACCACCUCAGAUGACACCACCACCACCACCACAUACACUCCUGAUAUCACCCCAGAGGCCACCACAACAGCCAUCACCCUCACAACCACUACUCCUGAGACCACAUCAGAUGGUACCACAACUACCACCCUCAUCACAACUAUCGCCACCAUCACUCCUCAUACCACCAGAGAGACCAUCACAACAGCCACCACUGCUGCUCCUGAAAGCACCUCUGAGGUCACCACAACACCCACUCCCAUCACAACUAGUGCUUCUGAGACCAUCUCAGAGGCCACAACAAUAGCCACUACCAUUGUAAGCACUGCAUCUGACGCUACCUUAAAAGUCAUCACAACAGCCAUCACUCUGCCAACUGCUGGGUCUGCAGCAACCUCAGAAGCCACUACAACCACCACCAUCACUUCCUGUGAGACUACUUCAGAGGUCCCCACAACACCCAUCCCCAUCACUAGUCCCCCUAAGAACAUCUUAGAUGCUACCACUCCUGAGGAAUCCCCACAACUACUCCUAAAAGCAUUUCAGAAGCCACCAUAAAAGCCACAAACAGCCCAGACUCUGCUCCUGAUUUCACCUCAGAUGCUACCCCUUCUCUCACCACCCCUGACUGCUGCUGAGGCUACUUCAGAGGCCACCAUA